Messenger RNA from Parasteatoda tepidariorum (common house spider), 4713 nucleotides. RefSeq lists its product as uncharacterized. Lineage: Eukaryota; Metazoa; Arthropoda; Arachnida; Araneae; Theridiidae. The record is from RefSeq and is a predicted model, not a curated record. Gene Ontology annotation, biological process: anatomical structure morphogenesis.
GAGAGGGAGGAAGUGCAACCUUGACCACCCUAGGUCAUUACCAAGCUAAGAAGGCGGAAGACACAACUUCUCUCGGCUCUUCCAAAGAACAGUCGAUCUCAUCUGUUGCUCCAUCUGCUCCUCGCUUCACUCUAGUUUCGGAUUUCAUCCCACCUGACUUCGGAGAGAGAAUCUGCCGAAAGAAAUCCUAAGUAACUCAAAGUCUAAAUAUGAAUUUACUCUGGAGUCUGUGUGGACUCGUCCUGCUCGUCAUAGCAACAGUUGAAGGUCGCGUAGCAUUCAUAAAGAGUACUGGUCUAAGUUAUGGCGGCUUUUCCUACUUCACUAUUCGAAAUGUCUCGCUUCACGAAUGCCAAAGAUGGUGUCGAGACGACACAGAAUGCGAAGCGGCGGCAUUCGAUUAUUCAGUCAGAAUGCAGGAUGGACUUCCAGAAACGACAUGCACCCUUCAAAACGACACUUCCGCCGGCAAGAGCAAUGUCGCACCUAAAAGAGGAAAACACACCUAUUACCUUACCAAGAUGAAUAUCAAUUCAGAUCACCUAUGCGAUAGAUUGUGGACUUUUGAAUGGAUUCCCAACAAGAUUCUUCGAGGUUUAGACAACGCUAUCAUCUUCACUUCCAACAGAGAAUCGUGUCUUGCCGCCUGCCUUUCUGAAGUAAGAUUCGUGUGUAGAUCAGUAGAGUUCAACGUGGUAACUCAUGAGUGCCAUCUCAGCGAAUUCGAUCGUCGAUCACCAGGAGCAAAUGUCCAUCUUGUAGACUCACAAGGAAUUGAUUAUUUGGAGAAUUUCUGCUUGCAAUCUUCAAUGGUAUGCCCAGGUCCCAAGCACUACAAUUAUCUUCAGGUUGGAUUAUCACAAGCAGCAGUAACAAGUUAUGUUCAAUACAACUACUAUCCCGAUAAGCAGAUUGUGGUGAAUAGUCGGCAAGAUUGCCUACAUCAAUGUACUACAGAAGAGAGCUUUAUCUGUCGUUCCACUCUUUUUAAACCAGACACAAGACCAGGAAAGGCUUUAUGCGUUUUGUACCAUCUGGAUCACACAGCCUUCCCAGGAGGAUCGGAUGAUAUGUCUACGGCCAAUCCUCAAGCAGUCAUUGGCGGUGAAAGAUCUCGGUUUUAUUUAGAAACAGUCUGUGGCAAUGGACCAGCUGAAGGAUUGUUCAACCAAGUGCCAGAACAAAAACCGGAAUUUCUGCACGAUACUACACCAAAAACUGCUGCGGUGAUGGAAGCGGAACAAGACGCCUCUUGCGAUGGUUAUGGAGUGUGCUACGAUGUUAAAAUCAGAUGCAGUGACACGAAGAUUGUUGUAUUUGUGGAAACUUCUCGUCCAUUUCAUGGCCGGGUGUAUGCUUUAGGAAGAAGUGAAACAUGUAACGCACACAUCCACAACAGUCAAAACUUCCAAUUGGAUCUGUCACUUACUGGACAAGACUGCAAUACGCAAUCCUUAGCUGGAGUUUACACAAAUACAGUGGUAUUGCAGCAUCACAAUGUUGUUCUAACUAAAGCCGACAAAAUGUACAAUGUUCGAUGUACUUACGAAACGACGUCCAGGAACGUUUCCUUCGGAAUGAUUCCUGUUCGUGAUCCAGCCACUCUAGAGGUAUCUGGAGCACCAGAAGCUCCAUUGCCCCAAAUUGUCAUCCUAGGAAGGGAUGGAAGAGAAGCAGGUACUGUACGAAUUGGUGACAGACUCACGUUUCACAUCGAGAUUCCAGAAGACACUCCAUACGGAAUCUUCGCUCGAAGCUGCUACGCUAUGGCCAAAGAUGGAAGGAGUACAUUUGAAAUUAUUGAUGAUAGGGGGUGCCCUGUCGAUCCCGUUAUUUUCCCAAGAUUUCUGCAAGUAGGAGGUGCUCUUGAAAGCUCCUACGAAGCUUUCCGAUUUACGGAAUCCUAUGGAGUUAUCUUUCAAUGUAACGUCAAAUACUGUGUUGGAAAAUGUGAACCGGCAAUGUGCGGUGAUUAUUUGAGUUUAUCUCGAGAGGAGUCGUGGGGACGUAAGAAGAGAUCUGCAUCUUCAGAUUCUGGACCCAUGGAGGAUGAAAUGACACUCAGCAAAGAGAUUUUAGUUUUGGAUUUUGGUGAUGAAGCUGCAGCUACAUCGCUACAUACACCAAACUCCGCCAAUGAAACCAUCGCCAUUCAUCAGUCAAUUGGUAUUCUCGAUGAUUGUGCUUCUAGAACAUCGAUAAUGGCUCUUGGCGUUACAACUGCUUUGCUUCUGGUCAUCUACAUCUGCACUGUAGCUUACUUUGUAGCACACCAGAGGGCGGAAAAAGAGUUUAGAGGCUGAAUUAAAUUGGAACCAAAAUAAAAGAUUCAAUUCAUUUUAUAGAGAAUUGGAGAGCAAUAAUCUCAAAGAGUUGCUCUUAACUUUCCUAUGACAUGCAAGUUUCUGUGAUUGACUGAAAACUCUUUAAUAUUUAUUUUUGUAUAAGAACAAAGUUCCUUUUUUUAUGAAUUUGUAAAGUAAUUCUUAUUUGUGUUCUUAUAAUUACAAUUCUCUAAUGUAAUAUGUAAUGGUUUUCUUUAGAAAUGCCUUAACAAAAUAUUUCUUAUUUGCAUAGUUUAGUAUGUGAAUUCGCUGUAUGGAUAUUGAGUAAUAUAAUAUCCCUUUUUGACCCUUCGAUUAUUUACGCAGUAUAUUCGCGUUUCAUUUUAAAAGCAACUAAAAUUAUUGCUUUUAGAUUCAUCGUAAUAUGAUUUAAUUUUAGAACAAAAACAAUAGCACAUGUUUCAGUCACCGCUUUGGAAAAAUUAAAUUUUGUUGUAUUUAUAGCUAUUCUCUUAUAAAAUGAAAUUUAAAAAAAAGACAUUAACUGAUUAACCUAACUCUGAACAAAAGUUUCACCUUUUAUUUCCACUUGCUUUUAUUUUAUUUCAUACUAUUUUCAAUUAGUAAUUAUAAAUAUUCACUCAAAAAAGUCCAGCUUUCUGAUGAAAUUAAUUUCGAUUUAUAUUUUUAACUUGAAACACGAAAAUACACUUUUGUCAUCGCCUUAUUGGUUUAUGACUGUUAUUGUUUCGUGAGAAUUGCGAAUGAAAUGGGAGAAAAAACUUACAUUAAUUUUGUGUAAUUUGAAAAGUGUUUGAAAUUAAAAAUAAUUAUUAAAUUAAUGUAAUAUUACAUUAAGCCUUUACUUAAUACCUCAAAUUUCAAAUUACUUAUGCAGUUUUUAAAUUAGAUUUUUUAUUUUACUUUAGCAUACUUUUAAAAAAAAUUACUUUGAAACUAAUAAUCCUUCUUAGCUGUUUAAACAUUUUUUUAAUUACAGACAAAUCAAAAAAAUAUUCUAAUGAAUUAAAUGAAGUUUAUUCCUUCUAAUGCGUAAUUUCUAGCAUCGUUUUUAUAUGCUAAGAUGAAACUGAUUAAAAGUAUUGUAUACAUGUGGAUUAAACCAGCUUUUUGUCUUUUACCAAUUAAAACUAUUUUUUCACUUUUUUUAUUUAUUGUAGUUCAAAAGUAUUUGUUCAUUCAAAUGUAGCAAAUAAUACUUCUAUGGUGUCAUGACACUGCCAAUCAUUUUUAAUUUAUUAUUUUCAUUUAUUUAUUAUAUUAUUUAUUUAUAUCAUUAUUUAUUGUUCAUAUGAAAUAAGAUCAUCAAAUGCUCAUUGAUAUUAUUUGUUCAUCUUGCUUCGGGCAGCUAUUUGUUUAUUUGUAUUAUAAAGCACUAUGAAAAUAAUAAGCGUCAUUAUCUGUUCGUACAAUGCAUGUUGUUAUUUUAUAAAUUGAAAGCUUUUAAAAUAAAACUAUUUUGCAAUAUUUUUCUAAAGUUGAUACCGUAACUAUUUUUGUAUGCAACCUUAACUCGUAGUCGAAAAAACUAAUGGCAUCAAGUGUACCAUUAUUUUUUUUAAACUACAUAAACUACAUCGUAGACAAAAAUGAUAGUAAUAUCAAUGGUACCAUUAUUUUUUCUUGAAUUACAUCAUAGACAAAAAUAAUGGUAUCAAUAUUAAAACGAAAAUAUAAUGGUAUCAGUACUAAUUUAGAAGCAACCACAGCAAAUAUUUCAUAAACAGAAAACUUCCAAAGAGUAUCAGACUUGGAAAUUAAUCCAUCUACUAUUUACCUAUUUUAUUUACCUGUUUUAUUUACCUAUAAUUUACUUAUAGAUGAUAAGUAAUGGUGUCAAGUUAAAAAAAUAUUUUUACUCGGUAUUCUUUAAUAUUUAUUUUUACUAAAUUUACAAUUUCUGUUCCAAUUUUAAGUAGUAUUAUUAGCAUUUUAACAAUCUCGGUGCUUUUACGCUUACAUCAUCAUCUAUUGAAGAAUGAAUCUAAACCAUUACUCUGUAAAAUACUAUAAUGUAUCAUUAAACUAAAGAAGCAUAUAGCUAAAUUCUCUUAAUAAUUUUUCAAAAUUUGGCUAAAUAUUGAAAUUUAGAAUAAUCAUUAAAAUGUUUGAACUGAUUUCAAUAUCGUUUUUUCAUACCAGCAUAAAAAAGAAAAUACCUCUGGAAGUUUGCACUUUGAAUGUUCUCAAGAUUUACUCAAUAAAUACAUUCGAAUAAAUAUUGAUGUAAAUAAAUUUUGAGAACCUACAUUAAAAUGUAUAUGUCUUAUUAUUUUCGUAGUGCUUGGGGUUCAUGAGUAAUUUAUUCAAAGGGUUGUGAUAUGUUUUUGAAUGGCUUUAUGUGUUUUUGUUAAAAAGCUACUGUAUUUUAUGAUAACUUAUUUGUAAGAAGGUUUUAAAAUAAAAU